Amoebophrya sp. A120 is the source of this 10469-nucleotide messenger RNA. The record is from the annotation of a GenBank genome assembly. NCBI's taxonomy places the organism in Eukaryota, Dinophyceae, Syndiniales, Amoebophryaceae.
CGCAUGUUGGGCUUUCUUCCCACCCUUGCGUUUGGCAAAGACUUUUGCAGUUUAUUAGAAUGAACCUACAACUUUGAGCCUAGUACCUCUCUCUCUUGCUUUACUCUGCUUGAAGAUCUUCACUUUUUUUUGGAAUAUCAAUGUUGGACGAGUCGCGUGAGCAAGUUGCAAGCUUCGGGAGCGGACCUGCAGUGGGCGACAGCGCCGCAGCGUCCAGCUCGUCUGGCAAGCAGCUCAGAUCGGUGAAGAGUCUCACCCGGAAGUUUUCGCUGCGAGUGGACUCGGAAGACGGAUCUCCUGGUCCAGCUGCGGGGUUUAUGUCAGGAAAAAAUCUCCAGCCGGACCACCAUGCACCAGAAAAUCCGCCUGGGCCCGAUUUCACACUGAUCGGGGGUCGCGACGUCACCAAUAUUGGCGGUUUUCGAAAAGAGGUAUAUUAAUUAAUAGAGCGAUCGGAGUCUAAUUCUAAAGUGUUCUUUGUCUUCGUUGCUGCAGAUUUUUGUGUUGAUCAUCUAUCAACAUAGCAAUAUCGUAGUUCCAUUUGUUUUUCCAAGCUCGUUUUUAGUAGCACUUGCAUGACAUGAUCACUUUCCACAGAUCGCGUCGAAAAAGCUGUCCCUCCGGAUCCCCAAACCGCCACCACUGGGCAAGCCAAAUUACAACUUCUCCGCCCCGUCAGAACCACCUCUUUCGGGCCGUGAUGAACAGGUAAUGUACUCCCUUUUGUUUUUCGCAGCUUUUUCGGGCUCGCUCAAGGAGUAGUUAACGAGUCACGCGGCUUCAUAUUUAGGCGAGGAGCAACCUGUAAUCAGCAGCAAUAUGUAUGACAACAUCACUCCCGUCCAAGAAAAGAAAAAGUAGCAGCGAAGCGAACUUUAUUUCUGUCAUAUCACACGGACACGACCCACCAGGCUGGCAAGAACGCGGCAAGUCGGAGCGGGUCGCCUACCGGUCGCGACAGAGGAAAGACCGGCACUAAUGUUGUCGCGGAGGUAAGGCUAAGUACUUUAUGCAUGAUUCAUUUCUCAUCUUUUCCAUACCUUCAACGAUGAAGUGUCAUAUCGAGAUUGAGUACAUAGAUACUAACUUACUUUAUCCUUAGCUCCACCACGGUAAGAAUUUUAUCGAAUCUUCUUCGACGCAGCAACACCAGCACGCAAAAUUUUCUGCAUCCAAUAGCUGAAUAAAACAAUUCUCAUGUUCUGCCUCUCGUCCACCAGGCGCGUUCCCGGCAGCAGGCGCUUCGGGAGUUCCGGCACGAACACGCAGUCGACGCGAUGGACGAUUCCCUCCAGCACAUUGCGAAGAUCCACCAGGCCAAGAAAACCCGGGAGAAGAUUUUACAGGAGCGGGCCGUCGGGGCCGAGGCCGCGGGAAAGCGGGUGUUGCUGCUGGAGAACGUCGACCUGUCGAAGAUGGGGUUGUACAAUCUGAACCAGUUUGAGUUUCAAAAGGUGAAAACUUUGAAUUUGUCCGAGAACCAGCUGCGCGUCCUCCCGGUGCUCGAUCUGCCCUCCCUGCAAAAGCUGGACUUGUCGAAAAACCUCUUGACCACCACGAAAAACCUGCUGCUCUGUGAGGCCUUGGAGGAGCUGGGGCUGGAUUCGAACAAGAUCGAAAAGGUGGAGCAUUUGGAGACGUUGGUGGAGCUGCGGUACUUGGAUUUGCGAAACAACAAGCUGAGGAGCUGCAGCCAAUUGCGGCCGCUGUCGUAUAACACCCACUUGGUGAUCUUGUUGCUCCAGAACAACCCGCAAAUCACCUCGCUGCCGUACUACUGGAACCAAAUCGCAAACGUAUUUAGAGUUUACACGAAGGUGAUUGCCUCAUGCUCAUCUGUUUCUUUGCUGCAGCAGUUGUACUCACAUAUAGCAGCUUUUUCGAUUUUUUUGAAGUUUUCCUCAUAGUACGUAAAAUGUGAAGCGGAUAAAAAAAUUAAAGUUCAACAUAAACACAGUACUGCGGCCCGCGGCUUUUGUGGAUCGACGACCACAAGCUCUUCCGGCACCGUGCCUUCGUGCAAACCGCCCAGGACCCGGUGCGCCACACGUGGAGCCGCCCCUUUUUUCACGAUCUGGAGAAUCUCGGCAAGCACGUAGGCGUCGGCAAAACCAUAUGCAUUGCAAAAGUAUCGUACUAGUAUAAAUUGCAUUAGAAAUUUUGCUUUUGGCACGAAGAGAAAUGGGAUUUGUAAUGCUGUUUUACCUUAGGAAGAAUAUUUGUCAUGCAUAUUUGCAAUUAGUACGAGUGCGAUACUUUUGCACAGGAUAAACCACGGCCCGCAGCGGCGACCACUCGGGGUGGGGCGAUUUGCGGUACGAAUUCACCUAUCCAUUGCAAAUAUGUCUGGGUCUGGAAGAGUGCAAACUUGUGAUGCGCAUUCCACAACGCAGAAAAAUCUCUCAUGCACAGGCAGCAAAAGUUGCCCACUUUCUGUCACCAAAAUGGGGCAUUUGUGAUGCGGAUUCGGAAUAGCGAAAGCCUCUCGAAACCUGUGAUGCUAGAGCUGCCAUGCCAGACCUUCUGUGUCAUGCAAAAGCAGCAUGACUCUUCCACACCCAGACAUAUUUGCAUUUGAUAUCACCGCCGGGCAGUCGCCCUACCGCGUGCCCGCGGAGGCAGCCUACGACAUGACGGUCGGGGUCGCCAGCAGGAACAGCCCCGGCGGCGCGGCGUACGGUGCGUUUCCAACCAUGCAGUACCGCGCCGGGUCGGGCGGCCCCGGAUCCAGGAAGCGGAACAAGGUUCUUGCGGGUAAUACCCAAGAAGGCGGUCGUGGUGCAAAGAGUAGAGAAAAGGACAAGUCUCCCUACCGGGUGCGACACGCGGAUCCGGUUGUGGACGCGGAAAACCUAUGAACUGCAAAAGUAUCGUACUCGUACAAAUGCAUUACAAAUUUCCUCGGCAUGAGAAAUCAAAUUUGUAAUGCUGAUUUACCUCAAGAGAAAGAUUUGUAAUGCAUGAUUGCAAUGCGAGCGCGAUACUUUUGCACAGGAUAAAACCACCGGCUGGAGGAGCACUUGCGUGGGAAAGACGGCUAUCAAAUGCAAAAGUGUCUGGGUCUGGAACAGUGGAACUUGUGAUGCGUGUCUUGCAUUCCUGGAAAUUCUGUGUUGCAUGAGCAGCAAAAGAGGAGCUUGCUUGGGCAUGCAAAAACGCAAUUUGUGAUGCGUGGUAGGCACCAUCAGCAGGCGUCUCUGAAGCUUGUCAUGCCUGGCUGCCAUUGCAAGCGCUUCAAUCAGGCUCAAUUCAGCAUCACAGACUUCCAGAGGACCCAGACAUAUUUGCAAUCCACAAGGGCGAUGAGAACGGCGACCCGUCGCGGGGGUACGGGAGCACCGUGCAAAAGUACCGCAACAUGUCCGUGGCGCAACGGCAGGCGUUUGUCCGCGAGAUGUUUCGGCGCAAGCAACGGGGCAUCACGGAGAACCAGCAGCAGCAGUUGUUGAAGACGUACUUCGGCGACAACCCCCUGCGGACCAGCGCCCGGAAGAAGAUCGGCGGGAUAUUACAAGGAAAAAUGCCCCCACGAUCCCCGAACUUGGGAGCAUUUGUAUUGCAAACCUUUCCAAACAAGGAAACACUCGCCUUCUUGCAUCUAUCAGCAUCACAGAUUUCCAAUCGUGAAUAGCAAAAAUUUGCAUUGCAAAAGAUCCUAGCAAAAGCGGCGCUUGUCAUGCAAGCGAUGCGAUAUACGCCCAGACUCUGCAUCAGAAAGAUUCACACUCCUUUCAUGCAUGACAAAAAGUUUUCACUUGGAAACUUUGCAUCACAAAUUAUUGCAACUUUGGGGGUGGGGGCAUUUUUCACUGUAAAACGGGACGGCAGGAAAAAUCCACCAAGAAACCCUGAUGGGGUGGAUGAGCAGCCUGCGCGACGAGGCGGGUCCGGAGCACCACAACAUGGUGUUUGUCCACGAUCCGGAGGCCUCCCUGGGUCGCUUUGUGGAGAGCAAGCAGCGAACACAGAGCGAAGAGCAGCGGCGCGCAGCGGCGCUCAAGAUUACGACACGGCACCAGCGUAUGGAAGCGUCAGGUUUGAAAUCGUCAAAGUUGAAAUAAUUUGUAAUGCAUAAAAUGGAUGCCAGUUGGAGCCCAGUUUUCAAGUGGCGCAUGACAAAUUUCGGUGGCCCCGAAAUCCAGUUUGUCAUGCUGUUUAGGCAACGAAGAGUGAUUUUCUCAUCCUACUUUAGCAGCUCGAGCUGUAACCCCAAACAGGCUUUACAAUCGGCCUCACUUGCCUGCUCUGCAACACACGUACCUCGGGUCAUGCAUUUUAUGCAUUACAAAUUAUUUCAACUUUGACGAUUUCAAACCUGACGCUCCCAUACAGCGGCGCACCGACUCCGCGGACAUUCUGGAGGCCGUGGUGUCCAUAUCCUGUGCAAAAGUAUCGCACUCGUAUAAAUGCAAGUCUUGCAUUGCAAAUCCUUUUCUUAAGGUAAGUCCGCAUUUACAAAUGAUCUCAUUUCUCAUGCUGAGGGAAUUUGUAAUGCAUUUAUACGAGUACGAUACUUUUGCAAUUCAUAGUCCAAACGGCAUUCCGUGUUCGAGAAAGCGCAGCAGGAACGGUUAUGCUGUGGAAAAACGUAAGUUGAAGUUAGUACCCAUAAUUUUCACCCCAGAGUUGUCAUGCGGAUUUGCAUGUAGUUUUCCUUUUCUACAAUGGAAUGUGUCUCAUGCGCAGCCCCAUGAGGUUGAGGAGCAUCUUCCAAGCAGGCUCUUUUGGAAUGUUUUUGCUGAUGCCGUACUCAUCAGGAUCAGGAUCAGCUAAGACAGGCGAUUUCUGAUGUGGAUAUUUCACUGCGAAUGCAACGGCGACUACAAGUACAACAUGGACCCAAGUUUGUCAUGCGUUUCUGUCUAACCUUCUGCACUUGUGUAGCAGAGUGAAGAGCAUCAUCAGUUUGACUAUGGGGUAAGUAGUACUUCGGGUUCUCUUUUACGCAGAAUACCACUGGGCGUAUGACGCGGCAAUCAAUCUAAACGCUGGCGUGGACGAGGACGAGAGCAUCGACCCGACGAUGAAAAUGAAGAUCCCCGGCGUCCUCCCCGGCGCCGCGGGGCUGACGCUGCGGGUCUUGUCGACCGAGGGGACUAACUCGGUGGAAACCAGAGCCAAGCAGCUUGCCGCCUUUGACCAGCUUAUCCUGUGCAAAAGUAUCGUACUCGUAGUAAUUGCAAUCACGCAUGACAAAUUCCCCAUCUUCGGCAAAUCGGCACUACAAAUUGUAAUGCAAUUUACAUAUACUAGUACGAUACUCUUUCUCUUGCAAUGCAUACAGCUGGUGCAGGAGCAGAUCGAGGCAAUCACGAAACCCGAGGUAAUGGACGAGGUCUACCGGUUCGGCCCGCCGAAGAGGGAAAUAAAGACGGAGGAGGGGAGUCGGAGUCGCCGUGUGAAAGAUAAACCUGAAAUCAUUCCAACGGAAGUAAUAGAACAGCCCGAAAAUAACCAGAUCUUUUCCUCCAGUGCGGAAGUUACGCCGGUGCAGGAGGAGCCAGAGGAUAGCGAGCUGCACGAACCGCGGGUCGUGGCGCUCUCCUCGUCCAACGACGGUGGUGGUACCAACACCCCAAGUCUCGAACCCAGUGUGAGCAACGCAGCUGCUCUACUAGAGGUGGCGGAGAAUCAUGAUCCCCAAACAGGCCUGCAGGAGCAGCACACACCGACUUCCAGUGCGGUCGACGGUGAUGUACUGUCUUCAAACGUAUCAAAUGCAAAAGUGUCUGGGUCUGGAAUGUUGCAGGGUUUGUCAUGCAUAUUUUGCACGACCCAGGAUGUCUGUGAUGCACGACCUAGCAUCACAGAUUUUUAGAGGGCUUCCUGAUGCCUACUCCUUAUGACAAAUGCCCUCCCCGCGUAGCACAAACUAGAUUCCUCUUGCUGGUCAUGCAAUACAGAGGUUUUUAGAGUACAAAGUUAGCUGCGUCACAAGUUCCAACCUUGCAGACCCAGACAUUUUUACAUUUGAUAAAACGCGCCGGACAACAAUUACGUGGUCGCAGGGACAUCAACUGCAGCAGCUUCAAGAACCGCUGCACAGACACGGGCCACACUAGCGGGGAUCAUGAUGGACAGGCGGCAAACGCAGACAAGUCAGUCCGGGCCCGCUAGAACAAGUAGCGCAACAACGCUGAAAAACAACGUCGAUGAUGUUGUUCUUUCACAGCCGCAGGAGUCGAGCAGCAAGGCCACACCGGCGUCCUCGGAAGUGGCCCCUUUUUCGCUUGCGAACGACGUCCUCGGGGAUGACGAGAUGUUGAAAGAGGGGAUGCGGCAGGGGUCCUCGGCGGGCUCGCAGAAAGAAAUUAGAACAAGCGAGGCACCUGUUGCUGAGGGGCGAAAGAGCAGUAGAGAAAUUGUAAACAACUCAGCGUCGGCAAGCAGGACGUCGAAAAUAUUAACUAAGCCUGUCGAUGACGCAGCGGCAGUCGAUCCUGCGGCUUUGGUAGAAGGAGACGGUGGACUUCAGGUACAAGAAAGAUCUUCUGCAGCUGCUGCCGAACAGCAAACCCCUGUGACCAAGGUACAACUAGUGGAGACCCAAGAAAGCAAUAGCGGCGUGGCCUCGUCCGCUCCUUCGGAGCCCGCUGCACAACUCCUCGCGGGAGGUACUACGGCAGCACAAAAAGCACCUAGUACGGAGGACAACGUAGUACACGGUCUCGUAGACGCGACCGCUUCGCAGAUGACCGGAGACGAGGCAAGCGAAAGCGUCGCCGUCCCGCUUGUAGAGGGAGCGCACCAGGUAUCCAGGAAAAAACACCCAUCCCCAUCCAAUUUGUCAUGCAAAACAUGCAUAAAGUCCACUAUUUGUCAUGCAAAAAAUUGAUGGGGAUGGGUGUUUUUUCCUGGAUACCAGGAACAAGAACAACAGCACAACUUCGUGUUUUACCCGGCUGCAUCAAGUAGCUCCUCUGUCAAGCUUCUGAACAGGAGUGGUCAACAACGAGGAGUUGAAGAUAAUAACGCCCAGCAGCCAUCAACUGCAUCAAGUAGAACAUCGCCCUUUGAGUUUGACCAAAACGCAGCGGCCCUGUUUGACCACCAGCAUCAAAUCGCGUUUGGGAAACAAGUAGAACAUCACGAAGAAGCUCCUGCGCCUUUUGCAACCGGGAAGACGAUGCAGAAGAAGAAGCUGAAACUGGUGAACAGAAGUCGCGAGGGAUCGAAGACGAGGGGGUCCGCAGCUCCGGGUGUCUCGACGACGUCAAAUUUCAAACAUGAUACGAGCAGUAUGGGAGUGUCAGGAUUGAAAUCGUCAAAGUUGAAAUAGUUUGUGAUGCAUAAAAUGCAACCCACAAAGUGCCUGUCUUGCAGAGUAGGCAAGGGAGGCAGAUUGUAAGCCUGUUGCGGAGUAGAAAUAGAGCUGCUAAAGUAGCAUGACAAAAGGCGUCUUCCUUACUCAAACAGCAUGACAGACUGGAUUUCGGUUCUACUCAAAUUUGUCAUGCGCCGCUUGGAAAUUGGGCUUCCAACUGGUAUCCGUUUUAUGCAUCACAAAUUAUUUCAACUCUGACGAUUUCGAUUCUGACACUCCCAUAAGCAGUAGUGGUAGCAGCUCCAGUGCAAGCGCAUCUUUGGCGGAGGUUUUGGCGACACAGGUACCUACUACUUAACUCAAAACCGCCUUAGAAAGUAAUCAUUUCUUAACGAAUUCAGAAUGAAUUCAGAAUUCCAGCAAUUUUACACUUUGGCUCGACGUUUUAGGGGCCUGAGUCCUCGCGCCUGGUUAUCGAUCGACGGAGCAUCAACGUGCCCCUAGGUGGCUACAAAACGGGCUUCGUCGUUGCUAUUCAAAGCGAUUUGGGGAUCUGUCACGCGCUUGAUUUCUCAAGGGUGGCGGCCUCACGUACGACACAGCGGCAGUUACAGCCCCGCUGCUGCCGUUUUUCCUGCUACAUGCGUCAUGCCCACGAUACUGCUCUAGAAUGUAGCCGAGCGCGCCGCGGCUUCAUACAGCGCAUCGCAGCACAGGGCCGGCUUCAGAAGGCCGCCUGGGUUUGUAGCGCACCCAUUCGCGCCGAGGCUUCCUACAGAUAUACACAAAGCAAGCCCUCAGCUGGUGGCGAGGUUUUCAUGCGUCAACUAUUCUGCAAGACGAAAUAGGGCGUGUGGGGGCCCUUCGACUUUCCUGCUUCGGGCCGCCACUGUAUAAGCGUCUUCAUGCGCGAAAGACAGGGACUUUCUUGGUCUGGCAAGAUUCUGCAGCAAUUCAACGCCAUUGCUGCCCCCAACGUCAUGGCCUUGCACGCCGCCAGCCGCGCACUUGCCUCUGGCGAAUGGGCCCUGAUUCCCGGGUCAUGAAAGACCGCAGGCCAUAGCGAGGAACCACCCUGGCCUGUGUUUUUUUCGAGGGAAGCGGCCCGGCGUCCAGCUAGGUCAUUGAAGAAAAGGCGGGCCAGCGAGCAUCUUGCGGAAGGGUCCGACACCAAUUUCUAAAUUAAGUUGGAAAAGAGUUGAAAAAAGUUGGAUCAGAGAUUUCAAGUGGGGGAAAGCUUUCCAACUAUUUCCAAACUCGUUUCCAACUUAAUUCUGAAAUUGUCCCGGGCCGCCAAUUAAAUUCUGAAAUUGAUUGAGGGCGCCAAUUAAAUUCUGAAUUCCCUAUCGGCCGCCAAUUAAAUUCUGAAAUCUAUCUUGGCCGCCUAUUAAAUUCUGAAAUCCCCUCCGCCGCCCAAUUUUAUUCUGAAUCUGGUCCGCCCGGCCCAAUGCGUUCUUGUAAAACAAGUACGCCAUUGUCGAGGCUUUUGGUCGUUUCGCAUCUAUCAAAAGGGAGCAAAAUGAUUGCCGGGGCUCUGUUUCGCUGCAUCAUCUUGCUUGCGUAUUUGCUUCUUGGGAUCUGGCAUCGUGAGUUCCAUGGGCUCCGGGCCAGAGGGGCUUCGCGCCGACCGAGGGACCUGGGAUGUCUUUUCCGACACCUUGUCCAAUCCGGUCCGCAUUUUGUGCGCGUAUUUUUUUGUGAUCGUCGGGGCCCCUCGAGCGAGCGACGCUUGCAAGUAGUGGUAGCAGCUCCAGUGCAAGCGCAUCUUUGGCGGAGGUUUUGGGGUCGGCGACAGAGGUACCUACUACUUUAGCUACAUCAUUUAUUGGAUUGUCGUACGAGAGAUACGUACUGGUAACACGAUUUUUCUGCAACCUGUUUCAUCAUGUUGUGGCAACUGCUGUGGUGGUCCGAGACAUCGAUAGUUUUACGCCUGCUUACUACGUUUUCCCAUGAAGAUGUGGGUAAAAAGAACAAAGAUUAAUCAUAUGUCUUUCGUUCAGCCCGCGCCCCUUCCUGACUGGAAGUACGAGCAUCCAAAGCGACUGUAUCGAAGAAAAAAACUGUGUAAGUGUAACUUUCUUGCAGGAGCAGCAUCAUAGAUUUGUUUUGCAUGACAGAAAACUUGUCAUGCGUAGCUAGUACGCUAAAACACGUACUAAAAUAGCCUCUGAUGCAUAUGCGGCGUGACAAGGCGUGUAACUGUAUUGCAACAUCUGCAAGACAAAGUUACACUUACACAGUUUUUUUCUUGCAUAGCCUGACACCAACGACCAGUGCGACCAACAAACCGGGUUCCGCCAGCACGAUCCCACCCGGCUACGACGAAGCAGUGGAUGUGACCAGUCGCGACGAGUUCUCAAACGCACUACAACAUCAGAGCAGAAAACUCUACUCCCGCGGAGAUGAAGAAGAGAAAACAGCUUCGAAAACAUCAUCUUCGGCUUCUUCGAAAAGCAGAAGUAACACCAGAAAGGACAAACUUAAGACUUCCAAGACAGCGGCAGGAAGAACUUCUUCUACAAGUGGCGCUCCUGCUGCACCCGCAACGUCGAGCAGUCGUGUGUUGGAGUUGUACCACCGAGCUGCAAAAAGUUUCAGCCCAGACGGGGUGACGGGGGCGAAUUCUGAUUUGGUACAACGUCAGAGCAGUCAGAAUGCUAGGCGACAUGAGGAGGUGGAGGUGGAACCAGAGGACGCUUGGUCCGCGAGCAUGGCCGAAAAGUUCGAGCAUGUUCUGCACCGAAAAGAGGCUUUGCUGGAGGAAAUGUCCAAAUAAAGAAAAACGCGGAAAAACCGAAAAAUCGAGAUUGAAAAUGUCUGAGAAAAUUUAGUUUUAUGAUUCUUGGGAAAAUGCCAAAAGAGACAAGCUAUUCUACUUUUCAAAACAAGUAGGUCCUGACGAAUUCGUUUCAGUUUCAGUUUCAAGUAUAAACAAGUCAAAAACGAAAACGUACUUACGACUUGCUGCCAAAAUGUCCGACCAAUUGAAGGCAGUGGUUUGAUAUCUGGCCAAAUGUUAAAUGGUAAUGCUGCAACAUCUGCGAGCAGGACAGGCACAGGAUGCAAUACUUGAAAACAGCUACAACUACUAGAAUCCGCAUGAUAUAUAUGAUGAGUGAAGACAGUUGUCAGCAUUGGCGCCACUUGUACUUCUGAAACAAGCAACCAUUCCAGCACUGCGGGCGCAGUGGAUACAACGAAC